This is a messenger RNA of Leptopilina heterotoma, 1773 nucleotides long. RefSeq names its product arg8-vasotocin receptor-like. Bases 461 to 1591 code for a protein of 376 amino acids. Lineage: Eukaryota; Metazoa; Arthropoda; Insecta; Hymenoptera; Figitidae. Gene Ontology annotation, biological process: G protein-coupled receptor signaling pathway. Gene Ontology annotation, molecular function: vasopressin receptor activity; peptide binding. The record is from RefSeq and is a predicted model, not a curated record. Gene Ontology annotation, cellular component: membrane. The transcript is spliced from 6 exons.
GCUCUCCCUCUUUUAAUACACUUUACUUUAUAACUACGUUUUUUCUUUUAUUUUUUUUUCUUCUUCUUCUACUAUAUACUAUUUUACGUCGUGUCGGUCUUUUCAUUCAUCCUUGACGCUUUGACACCCGGACGUCAGACCUGCAAUUCGCUCUCUAUCGUGUUAGUAACAUCGUUCCUCAAACAACAUUUAUUUAUCGUUUCGAAUCAUCCGUCAAUUUUUAUACUCUCUCUCUCUCUCUCUCCCAAUUUCCUGAAUGAAAAACUCGACAAUCGAAUUUUGUUGGAGCUUUGUAAAAAAAAAUCGGUAAUGGAUAUAUAUGUGUAUGUGUAUAUAUAUAAAGAGAGAAAGUGAACAGUGAUGAUAUGAGUUAAAACAAAAAAAUAAACGAAUUUCAGAAAAAAAAAAAAUAGUGUGGAAUGAUAUAAAUUGACAAAUGUGAAAAUUGAGAGGAGCAAUUAUGGAGAAUGGGACUUUAAUAAAUGAUACGAGGGACGAGGAACUCGCAAAAUGGGAAAUUGGCAUUUUGACCUGUUUUUUCGUCAUCAUCAUUAUUGGCAAUUCCCUUGUUUUAUUCUCCAUUUAUUUAAAAAGACAUUACGGACAAAGAAAAAAAUUAACUCGAAUGCAUUUUUUCAUUAUGAAUUUAAGUGUCGCUGACUUGCUUACUGCUGUUCUCAAUGUUUUACCACAAAUGGCGUGGAAAAUCACUUUCAGAUUUCAGGGAGGAGCGUUCCUCUGCAAAUUGAUAAAGUUUGGCCAACCUAUCGGUCCAUACUUAAGCUCCUACAUCCUAACGGCGACAGCUAUAGACAGAUAUCAUGCGAUAUGUUUUCCCUUCAGCUAUUGUCGCACUACGUCAAGAAGAUCAAGGAUUAUGGUCUACAGUGCUUGGAUAAUUGCUCUCAUACUGUGCACACCACAACUUUUUGUAUUUUCAUAUCAAACAAUUUCUCCGGGAGUUUGGGACUGUUGGGCCACUUUUACAAUGCCUUAUGGACAAGAAGCUUACGUCACGUGGUACAGCAUCUCUGUUUUUCUACUUCCAUUCACUGUUUUGGUCUAUACAUAUACAGGAAUUUGCAUUGGAGUUUGGAAAAAUAGUGGAGUAUCGGACCCAUUAGAAAUUGGAUAUAAAAAAAAUUCGAAUAUUAUAAAAAAAAAACAAAGUCCAUUAAUAACAAAGGCGAGAGUAAAUACGAUGAAACAAACAAUAGUUGUUGUUACUCUUUAUUUUUUAACAUGGAGUCCAUUUAUUGGUUGUGAACUAUGGAUGGCAUGGGAUCCAAUAAGGGCAUUAAAUUCUUCAAUUUUCGAUGGUCCAUUAUUUACUGUGCUUUCUCUAUUAAGCUGUCUGACGAGUUGUGUAAAUCCAUGGAUAUACAUAGCAUUUAAUUCUGAACUGCGAAUCCUCUUAUUAAAUUUUCUACGGAAAAUAACAAGACAUAAAUAUUCACCAGCGUCAGACGAUAAUUCAAAAAUUGGACAUUCAAAUGAACCCUCAACAACGUCCUCAUUGAUCUCAAAAGUAUCCACGUGUCCAAAUACAGUAAAGCCAAUUUACACGGAAGUAAGAGAACGAAAUAUUUAAUUGUAUCAUUCACGUGAAAUAUAGUCAAAUUAGUGAUAUAGAAAUAAUGAGAUAAUAAUUUAUUCAAUUAUUUAUUUAACGAAAUACAACCAAAUUGUAUUGUAUUUAUAAAGUUAAAAUAAUUAUAUCUUUUUGUAAUUAGCAUUGUUCUUAAAUAAAGGAGAUUGUGACAUUUUUUUAUA